UCCAUCCUCUAUUCCUCCAAGUUGGAAGCAAUAUACAGGGAUGAAUGGCAGUUCUGUAAAAAAGAAAAAAAAACAGCACACAAAUAUACCAAAGAGCAUGAUAAAAAGUUGUGAUACAUAGAAAACAAAGAGCUUUGGCGAUGGACUUUUGAACUAGGGACGCGCUGCAUCAUGCUCAUUGUAGAAGAUGAAUUUAACCCCUGAGAGUCACAGUAUUCCUCUGAGUGAUGGGAAUAAAAUCCCACUUAUAGGCCUGGGAACCUAUGGAGACCCCCGCACAACGCCCAAAGGAACGGCUUGUGAGGCGGUAAAGACAGCCAUUGAUGUCGGAUACAGACACUUCGAUGGCGCCCUGGUGUACUUCAACGAGCAUGAGGUCGGUCAGGCGAUACGUGAGAAAAUCGCAGACGGCACGGUUCGACGAGAGGACGUCUUCUACUGUGGGAAGCUGUGGAACACCUUCCACCCCCCGGAGCUAGUGAGACCUGCCCUGGAAAGGACCCUAAAAGCCCUGCAGCUGGACUAUGUGGAUCUUUACAUUAUCGAACUCCCCACAGCCUUUAAGCCCGGAGACACGUUUUACCCCAAAGACGAGAAUGGAAAGUAUAUUUACCAUGAAACUGACCUAUGUGCGACAUGGGAGGCCCUGGAAGCCUGCAAAGAUGCAGGACUGACAAAAUCCCUUGGAGUGUCCAACUUCAACCGUAGACAGUUGGAGCUGAUCCUGAACAAACCAGGCCUCAAACACAGGCCUGUAUCUAACCAGGUGGAGUGUCACCCGUACUUCACUCAGCCCAAGCUACUGGAAUACUGUCGCCAGAAUGACAUCAUCAUUGUGGGAUACAGCCCCCUAGGGACUUCUAGAGAUGCCUCGUGGGUCAAUCUAAAGUGUCCCCCUCUACUGGAGGAUGAGCUCCUGGUUUACAUCAGCAGGAAGUACAGGAAGUCGACAGCCCAGGUGGCCCUGCGAUUCAACAUGCAGCGUGGUGUGGUGGUCAUUCCCAAAAGUUUCAAUCACCAACGUAUCAGGGCAAACUUCCAGAUAUUUGACUUCUCUCUCACUGAGGAGGAGAUGAGAGCCAUUGAAGGCCUCAACAAAAACAUCCGCUUUGUGGAGCUCCUCAUGUGGAGUGAUCACCCGGAAUACCCUUUCCAUGAUGACUAUUAGGAACAAAGCAUCCAAGCUGCUUCAUGCAUUGGAUUCCAGCAGUUUGUGAAGGAUGGAAAUGACCCUGUGCAAUAAAGUGCAGAAAUGUUUAAAAUCUUAA
Messenger RNA from Paramormyrops kingsleyae, 1268 nucleotides. RefSeq names its product aldo-keto reductase family 1 member D1. Gene Ontology annotation, biological process: bile acid biosynthetic process. The record is from RefSeq and is a predicted model, not a curated record. Lineage: Eukaryota; Metazoa; Chordata; Actinopteri; Osteoglossiformes; Mormyridae. Gene Ontology annotation, molecular function: Delta4-3-oxosteroid 5beta-reductase activity.